AUGGGUACUUUUGACCUGUUGGCAGAGCUUCUACGGAAAAAUGGGUUUGACCCGUCGGGGCUUGAAAUGGCGCUCGAGGGCCACGAUUUCCGUGACGAAAAUGACCACGAGUACGCUUUCCAGUUCAUUGUGGAGAACCAGCGAGGCAUGAAGUUCUUUGGCAUCCCUUGCUUUAACAGGAAAUCCCUUAUUCCCGUGAUCGACCCGCCACAAUAUACCCGUGUGGAUGGCUCCCGAGUGACGCUUUCCGAUGAUCAUAUUGAAAACUACCCGUUGCCAGACCUCGGCUGGCACUGGGGCUGGGACCAGUGGUAUGUGUUGAUGCUAAACGACGUUGACGAGCAAGGCUGGAUGUACCUGAGCAUUGUGUUCAGACGUGGGCUGCAUUGGCAUGGCAAGUAUAACUUUGGCAAUUUCGUUCGGAGACGCUUGUGGGUUCGUUUGAGGGUUCGUUCACUUGAAUUGGCUGGAAAAGAACCUGAAACGGCUCGUAAGAAGCCCCAGCUCGUGCUUGAGCCUGGUGCUGAGUCUUUCCAGGCGCCACUGACCACUUCCUCGGAAGAUUUGGAUGUAGACCAGCAGGCAGAGCUUUCAGAGGCUCCUGCUCCUCCCAAACGGCUCCCCAUAGCCCUGGUUACUACAGUUAACAAGAAAAGGCAGGAUGUUGGAGUUUCAAAAGCCAAUGGCAAUGAUGUGAGAGGUGUUCUAUGCGUGAUAAGGCAGUAUUGCAGAGGUGAAGUCACCGACGUGUCUAUCGAAAUUGCCGCCGAGUGCCUGGCUUUGAUAAGCAAGUGCAAUCUUAGAGAUACACAUCUGAUGUAUGUUCCUUGGAUUACUUUACUUGUUGAGUGCAUUGUCUUUGCAUUUGGUUCAGAGUUCGAGGCGUCUGAAAACACGCUUGUGCUUGUCGAUACCCUUUUAGAUACCCUCCACGCGUUAUUCAAGAAGAGCAGUGGUGUAUUCACUAGUCAAUUGGUAUCGAUAUUCAUAGAUUUGGCAGCAUCUGUGUUUCCCAAGGAGAAAGCUACCGUUGUCUUGCUGCUUCUUCGAUCUAUGUCUUCGCUUGACUUAUCGAAAUCGUACAUCAAACGAACCCUCUUAUCGGAGCAUUUCUGUGUAUGCUUGGAAGAGAUCCUUGAACGUCUUUUAGCAUUGAUACAUAUCUACGUCUCUACGUAUGAUGCUGAUAAUUUGAACUGCGUUCGGUCUACAGUGCUAGCAACCAUGCUAUACUUUGGACACAAAGGGAUUCUAGACUACUUUAAUUCUUUGUGUUGGUAA
This is a messenger RNA of Candidozyma haemuli, 1281 nucleotides long. RefSeq lists its product as uncharacterized. Gene Ontology annotation, cellular component: membrane. The record is from RefSeq and is a predicted model, not a curated record. NCBI's taxonomy places the organism in Eukaryota, Fungi, Ascomycota, Pichiomycetes, Serinales, Metschnikowiaceae. The transcript has 2 exons. Bases 1 to 1281 code for a protein of 426 amino acids.